AUGACCCCAUGGAAACUGCAGCACAUCUCUCACUCUCCACGGGACCGAAAGUUAGUUGUCACUUUGUUGCCGUCUGAUAUUCAUAGAGGGCCUUCUGUGCGCUGGACACUUCGUUACUCGGGCAGUAACACAGAGGAGGAUCCAGCUCCAAGACGGUUCCUUUUUGCUGUCCACUUCUUUGGGGUGUCCACUGAGAUCGUUUAUGAAAAUAGAAUAUACAGUCUUAAAAAAGAAAGUGGGCCUAAAUGCCCAGAAGCACCCCCCUUUGUAAGAUUUGUAACAAAAAUUAAUAUGAAUGGAGUUAAUAGUUCUAAUGGAGUGGUGGAUCCAAGAGCCAUAUCACUGCUGGCAAAAUGGCAGAAUUCAUACAGCAACAAAGUUAUCCUGCAAGAACUUCAGUGCCUAAUGAUGUCUGAAGAAAAUAUGAAACUCCCUCAGCCACAUGAAGGACAGUGUUAUAGCAAUUAA
Choloepus didactylus (southern two-toed sloth) is the source of this 468-nucleotide messenger RNA. RefSeq names its product ubiquitin-conjugating enzyme E2 variant 1-like. The transcript is spliced from 2 exons. The coding region runs from base 1 to 468 and encodes 155 amino acids. The record is from RefSeq and is a predicted model, not a curated record. Lineage: Eukaryota; Metazoa; Chordata; Mammalia; Pilosa; Megalonychidae.